UCUACAUCCUCCGAGCUGCAGUCAACUUUUCCUCCCGCAGAUCCCAAACAAGCGAACAUGGCGGACUACGAAGAGCGGCGGACCCUGUUGGGAGACGGGGACGAGGGCUCGUCCGCCGGCCGACGCACAGCCGGAGGACCCGGCAGACAGAUGUGGGCCAUCUGCGACCCCAGCCACCUACUGCACCGACUGAUUGUCCUGGUAUUCAUGUGCUUCUUGGGAUUCGGAAGCUACUUCUGUUAUGACAACCCGGCAGCUCUUCAAACUCAAGUCAUCCAGGAUCUGAACCUGAACACUGCAAAGUUCAUGCAGCUGUAUGCCUGGUACUCCUGGCCCAACGUGUUUCUCUGCUUCUUUGGGGGAUUUCUUCUCGACAGGGUUUUUGGUAUCAGGCUGGGAACCAUCAUCUUUUCCCUCUUUGUCUGUGUUGGACAGGUAAUAUUUGCUACCGGAGCUUUGGUGAAUCAUUUCUGGCUGAUGGAAGCUGGACGUUUUGUAUUUGGUAUUGGGGGAGAGUCCUUGGCUGUAGCCCAAAACACAUAUGCAGUCAAUUGGUUCAAAGGAAAGGAGCUAAAUCUGGUGUUUGGCCUUCAGCUGAGCAUGGCUCGAGUGGGCAGCACAGUGAACAUGAACAUAAUGGGCUGGGUGUACAGCAAAGUGGUGGACCUCGUUGGCUCUCCCGGACACACCGCACUGGGCGCAUCACUCAUGAUAGCUGCUGUAACCUGCCUCUUUUCACUAAUCUGUGCCUUGGUGUUGGCGGUCCUUGACAAAAGAGCAGAGAAGAUCCUCCACAAGGAAGAAGGCAAAACAGGUGAAGUAGUCAAGCUGACAGACGUGAAAGACUUCCCCAUCACCCUGUGGCUCAUCUUUAUCAUUUGUGUGGCCUACUAUGUCGCCAUUUUCCCCUUUAUUGGACUGGGACAGGUGUUCUUCAUUGAAAAAUUCAACUUCUCCCCAGCUGAAGCCAGAGCUGUCAACAGUAUUGUGUACAUCAUCUCAGCCCCUGCAUCUCCAGUUCUGGGCUUAAUGGUCGAUAAGACGGGGAGGAAUGUGGUUUGGGUGAUGAUCGCCGUGGUCGCCACACUCGCCGCUCACAUGAUGCUGGCCUUCACCUUCUGGAACCCAUGGAUCGCCAUGUCCCUGCUCGGUGUCUCCUACUCCUUACUGGCCUGUGCACUGUGGCCCAUGGUGGCGUUUGUGGUACCUGAGCAUCAGCUAGGGACGGCCUACGGCUUCAUGCAGUCGAUCCAGAACUUGGGACUUGCUCUCAUUGCUAUGGCAGCAGGAUCCAUCCUGGACAACAGAGGAUACCUUGUUUUGGAAGUGUUUUUCUGCAUCUGCAUCUGCAUUGCACUGAUGGCCGUGGUGUUGCUGUACUUUGUGGAUUAUCUCAGAGGAGGAGAUUUGAACCGGUCGGCUGCAGCCAGAGCCAAACUCCAGAAAGAAGCCACUUCAGCCGCCGACAGGAUUAAAAGGCGUCCCAGUAAGCCGACAGAGGGUGAGCUUGCUAGACUAGCACCAAUGUCUGCUUUUGGCUUACGCAACCGGUACCUCUCCAGGCUGGGCGCACAGCUCCCAGACCACUGCUCUACCCAUCUGUCAUCACUUGCCCACAGGAGUGUUCUGAAAUGAUGCCCUUCAUUCAGCGGUCUGCUCCUCCAACACUAAAGCUCUGUGGCUCCAGACAAGUGUGCGCCAAAAAAAGAGGAUGCUUACAAAGUGUCCCCUUUUUUGAACAAGAUGCUGUAGCACUUAUUUUUUUAUGUUCACAUGACUGUUAUUCUGGGUAUUCUGUUUUCUCACUUAAAUUAUUAUCACCAUAGAAAUUAUUUUUGUAUUUUGUAACUAUAUCCAGUAUCUUGUGUUGUUUUCUAUGUACCCACCCUUGUGCCUUUUUAUACAAACCACACUAAAAUGUUUGGGGGUUUUUUCUAGGAGAUUGUACAUGAUAUAAAAUUGGACUAAUGUUUUAUGGUGCUUUGAUGCUGUUUUAGAGACUCAACCCUGUGCAAACGACAGAGGGCACCAAAUCCCUCAAAUGUUUCAUGUCACCAAAGUAUAAUUUCUUUUUAAUAACCGCCUUUAGCAGGCUCAGUAUUUGUUGAGUGUUAGUUCUUUACUUUUGCUGAUUAUUCAAGUGUUAUAAGUUGCAAUAAGUUAGAAUCCCUCAUAGUGUACAAAAAGCCUCACAAGUAAGUGACCCCUGUGACCUGUUGAAUGUUGCCAAAUACAUACUCUUAUAUUUAAAAUAAUAAAAGGAGCUAUUAAACUG
Messenger RNA from Morone saxatilis (striped sea-bass), 2275 nucleotides. It is a transcript of the gene mfsd1, whose product is annotated as major facilitator superfamily domain containing 1. Gene Ontology annotation, biological process: transmembrane transport. Gene Ontology annotation, cellular component: lysosome. Gene Ontology annotation, molecular function: transmembrane transporter activity. Lineage: Eukaryota; Metazoa; Chordata; Actinopteri; Moronidae. The coding region runs from base 58 to 1635 and encodes 525 amino acids. The transcript has 17 exons. The record is from RefSeq and is a predicted model, not a curated record.